Messenger RNA from Talaromyces stipitatus ATCC 10500, 1335 nucleotides. RefSeq lists its product as uncharacterized. Bases 1 to 1299 code for a protein of 432 amino acids. Lineage: Eukaryota; Fungi; Ascomycota; Eurotiomycetes; Eurotiales; Trichocomaceae. The record is from RefSeq and is a predicted model, not a curated record. The transcript has 3 exons.
AUGAAGCUAUCUCCGCACUUGUGCCUCGUGUUGGGUACUGUGGUUGCACUUCCCCUGGAUCCUACACCAUCCAACUGCAGCUGCUUGGCAGAUGCAGUAUCCGUAUUCAGUGCUAAUCCUUUAGCUCCUGCUUUUUGCUCUCAGUUUGUUGGUGUUUCAACAGUGGUGGUGUCAACUACAGUCACAACUCCAGCGGCAACCACUGUCGUUGUCGAGACCGUACCAGCUCCAUUCACCAUCACGGAAACGUUUGUGGACUUUGAGAGCACUGAAUCUACUCAUAUUGUCACCGUCACAUCUCCUACAACAGAAUGCUACUCUGGAACCAGCUUCGGAAACGCAGCUGGUCCAGCAACCGCUGCUGCAACUACCGUAGCAGGCAAACUUGUCAGAAAGGCAUCUUCCAUUACUCCUCUUCCGACAACACUAUCCCUGUCCCUAUGGCCACUUCCCACGCCAACUUGGGUACCUCCACUGAAGGACUCAUUAUUGUCUUCAGCUUGUGAAUGCUUUCUCGGCCCGUCUCUUACUGUCACCGAAACUUCAACCGAUUGGGUGGCAUCUGGUACUGUCACUGCUACUAUCGAUGUAACGACAGUCCCCGUGACUACGGAAGUUAUUACUUUAGUCACAACCCACACUGCAUUUGUGGUCACGACUGAGUCUAUAGCAACAUCGACCAGAACUACUACCACUACCUCAUACACUCCUGUACCAACUAAUACUCAACUCGGCUUGAAUUGGUACUACUACUAUAGCUCACAGAAUUACUUCCCGGGACAUGCGAUUACAUUUGAUCCACAGAACUUCAAUAGUCCGAAGUACAAUUUCAGUGGGUAUGUUGAGAACGUUGCUUCGUUCCAAACCGUGGGAUAUUCAACCUCAAGCGGAAAUCACGAAUGCAAUUUACCAGCUAAUGAGCCUUGUGAAUUCGUCUGCAUUGUGAUUCAAGGAUAUCUUUGGGCAAAGGAAGGACCUGGAAUUUAUACUCUUUCCUCCAGUUCGGACACUGACAAUGUUUUCUACGCGUGGCACGGAACCAAAGCGUACAGCGACUACAAGAAUACCAACUACGAUUACCUCGCAGGCGAUUAUAUCCAUCAAGCUGGUUCUGUGACAGUCAAUAUCGGGGUUGGGGAGCUCGUGCCAUUCACAUUCAUGUGGGCGAAUGGUGGUGGGCCAGGAGAAGCUCUGCUUACUAUUGUUGAUCCUGCUGGUAAACAGCAUGCAGACACUACGGGCUUCUUCGUACCAGCAAACAGCACCUGUCCUGGGUAUAUUGAUCCGUUUUCUCCAUAAUCUUCUCACAAAAUGAGUGUUGAAUGAUAUUCUACC